AUGUCACAGUUUGUUGGUUUCGGUGUACAAGUGGAGUUAAAAGACGGAAAACUCAUUCAGGGGAAAAUUGCCAAAGCAACUUCAAAAGGAUUGACUUUAAAUGACGUUCAAUUCGGCGAUGGUGGCAAAUCUCAAGCUUUCAAAGUGAGGGCAUCAAGACUAAAGGAUUUAAAGGUUCUAACUGUUGCCUCUCAAUCUGGGAAAAGGAAGCAACAAAGACAACAGCAGCAACAAAGUGAUUACAAUCAAAAUCGUGGUGAACAUAUUGAUUGGCAAGAUGACGAUGUUAGUAAGAUAAAACAACAGGAAGAUUUCGAUUUCCAAAGAAAUUUGGGCAUGUUUAACAAAAAGGACGUUUUCGCUCAAUUAAAGCAAAAUGACGAUAUAUUACCGGAAGAUAGAUUACAGGGACAUAACAGAAAGCAACCCCAAUCGCAACAAAAUAAUUAUCAAAACGAUGAAUUGGUCAUUCCAGAUGCAAAGAAAGAUUCAUGGAACAAAAUUUCUUCAAAAAGUGAGCAAAGCACACACCAAUCUCAGCCGCAACAAGAUGAUCAAGAUGAUGUAGUGUUGGAUGAUGACGAACAUGAAUACGAUGUUGAUGAUAUUGAUGAUCCCAGAUACCUACCAAUAACUCAGUCUUUGAACAUCACACAUUUGAUUCACUCCGCAACUAGCUCCCCAUCUAUAGAUGAUAAAACUAAAAAUACAGUUAUAAAUGAUAAGGAUCAGGUACUCGCUAAAUUGGGUCAGAUGAUCAUCAGUCAGUCGAGAUCUAACUCAACAUCCUUACCAGCUGCGAACAAACAAACAACCAUCAGAUCAAAGAACACUAAGCAGAACAUCCCGAUGGCUACACCGGUUCAACUACUGGAAAUGGAGAGCAUUACAUCCGAAUUCUUUAGUAUUAAUUCAGCCGUGUUAUUAGAAAAUUUUGCAGUAAACUCAUCGUUCUUCCUAAAGCAGAAGCUAGGUGGCCGUGCACGUUUACGUCUACAAAAUUCUAAUCCAGAACCUUUAGUGGUAAUAUUAGCCUCAGAUUCCAACAGAUCAGGUGCCAAAGCUUUGGCACUAGGUAGGCAUCUUUGCCAAACGGGUCAUAUCCGUGUUAUAACAUUAUUUACAUGCUCUCAAAAUGAACUACAGGAUUCCAUGGUCAAGCAGCAAACGGAGAUUUACAAGAAGUGUGGCGGAAAGAUUGUCAACAGUGUAUCAUCACUAGAAUCUGCUAUGGAAACAUUAAAUAGCCCUGUAGAAAUGGUCAUUGAUGCCAUGCAGGGGUACGACUGUACAUUGAGCGAUCUGGCAGGCACAUCGGAAGUCAUUGAAAGCAGAAUUAAAAGCAUGAUAUCAUGGUGUAAUAAACAGCGAGGCUCCACUAAAGUAUGGUCUUUGGACAUACCAAACGGUUUUGAUGCAGGGUCCGGUCUCCCAGAUAUUUUCUUCCCGGACAGGAUUGAAGCCACAGGGAUUAUUUGUUCUGGCUGGCCUUUGAUUGCCAUUAACAACUUAAUCACAAAUUUGCCAAGUCUAGAAGAUGCUGUUCUGAUUGAUAUGGGUAUCCCACAGGGCGCCUAUUCACAGAGAACUUCCUUGCGUAAAUUCCAAAACUGUGAUCUUUUUGUCACUGACGGGUCUUUACUAUUAGACUUGUAA
Messenger RNA from Saccharomyces paradoxus, 1656 nucleotides. It is a transcript of the gene EDC3, whose product is annotated as Edc3p. The record is from RefSeq and is a predicted model, not a curated record. Lineage: Eukaryota; Fungi; Ascomycota; Saccharomycetes; Saccharomycetales; Saccharomycetaceae. The transcript has a single exon. Gene Ontology annotation, molecular function: mRNA binding. Gene Ontology annotation, cellular component: P-body. Bases 1 to 1656 code for a protein of 551 amino acids. Gene Ontology annotation, biological process: deadenylation-independent decapping of nuclear-transcribed mRNA; P-body assembly.